AUGAACCAGCAGUCCAAGCUGGGGGUGCGGCUCUUCCGCGUGUGUAGAGAACGGGCCCCAGAGGGCCCCAGGCGCAGGCUGAGCGUGCCAGCCCUCGUCCCGGGCACUGCGCGCCCAGGGUCUGUGUCUGUGAAUGGGGUGCCAGCCCACGGCCCACAGCCCACGGCCCCGCAGCCCACGGCCCCGCAGCCCACGGCCCCCCAGCCCACGGCCCCGCAGCCCACGGCCCCGCAGCCCACGGCUCCCCAGCCCACGGCCCCGCAGCCCACGGCCCCGCAGCCCACGGCUCCCCAGCCCACGGCCCCGCAGCCCACGGCUCCCCAGCCCACGGCUCCCCAGCCCACGGCCCCGCAGCCCACGGCUCCCCAGCCCACGGCCCGCAGCCCACGGCUCCCCAGCCCACGGCCCCGCAGCCCACGGCUCCCCAGCCCACGGCCCCGCAGCCCACGGCUCCCCAGCCCACGGCUCCCCAGCCCACGGCCCUGCAGCCCACGGCUCCCCAGCCCACGGCUCCCCAGCCCACGGCCCCCGCAGCCCACGGCCCCGCAGCCCAAGGCCCCGCAGCCCACGGCUCCCCAGCCCACGGCCCCGCAGCCCACGGCUCCCCAAGCCCACGGCCCCGCAGCCCACGGCUCCCCAGCCCACGGCUCCCCAGCCCACGGCCCUGCAGCCCACGGCCCCGCAGCCCACUGCUCCCCAGCCCACGGCCCCGCAGCCCACGGCUCCCCAGCCCACGGCCCCGCAGCCCAUGGCCCCCGCAGCCCGCCCCCAUCUGGCAUCCAGAGCCACGGCGCUGCCACUCCCAGCAGGCGGCUCCCUCAUCCCCAGGACGGGCCGGCCCGCCCCCCGCUCCCGCCCCUGCCGCCCCCGUCCACCGGCCCCAGCUGCCCUCCACCUCCACGGGCCUCGCCGAGACGCAGCCCUGGCUCAGGACGAGGCGGCUCCCCACACACUCGGCACCGGCUCGUGCUGGGGACGCGCCCGGGAGCUGCCAGCGGGGGCCUCUUACCUCCCAUCCCCGUGGUGGGAGCCACAGUGGGGAAACCGAGGCCUGGCCCCAGGCAGGACGCCGCAACCUCGGCCCAGGGCCUGGAGUCCCUGCCCUGUAGGGGUCAGGUGACCAGCUGUGUCCCCCCUGGGAAUUCACCAGAUGCCACGGGUUCUGAGCAAGUCCAGGACUCGAUACCGAUCUUGCCCCUGGUGCCGGAGGUCGGGACUCCACGGAGACCUGCAAACAAGGUGCUGCGCUGGGCCCGUGUGCGGGAGAUGCAGCCCCCACCCGGUUCUGUAUCAUUCUCCGGACAGCGAGACAGGCCUGCAGCGGAGCCGGGAGUGAGGUGGGUGCAGGGAGGGGGCUGGGGACUCGGCUCGGGAUGGCUCUUCUCACACCGGCCUGCUCCAGUCCACCCAGAGCCUGCCGCUUACUGGAGGUCCACAUGCUGCAGCCAGGAGGCCCGGGAAGAGCCCAAAGCCCCUCCCUAG
Molecule: messenger RNA, 1482 nt
Organism: Perognathus longimembris pacificus (Pacific pocket mouse)
Lineage: Eukaryota; Metazoa; Chordata; Mammalia; Rodentia; Heteromyidae
Product: basic proline-rich protein-like
Exons: 2
Coding region: 1-1482 (493 amino acids)
Source: RefSeq, a predicted model, not a curated record